UUCACACACACACACUCAGUCCAGUCAGUCCCAGGGGUCAGGCAUGUAGGUGCCGGAGUUCUACUCUUUAGCGGCAAACUUGGAGCAGCCUGGAUGGAGCGCUGCAGUGUGCUGGAUGGAGAACCUGUGGAAUGACAGCAUCCUUGUAUACACUGACUGUUUGUGACCCUGUUUUACCAUGGAAUUUGGACGAGCUUGGUCCAGAUAUCAGAGGACGGUGCUGAUCACCAUGAUGAUGUUCAAACUGGGUCUACUGUGCACAGCAGCAGCAGACAAGUGUUUGUCAUUUCCUUGCAACAAUAAUGCCACAUGUGUUGACCACCACGGUGACUAUGCGUGCCUGUGCCCCAAAGGACCGGUGUGGUACAUGGGCAAAAACUGCGAUGAGCUGUAUGACGCCUGUAUCAUGACGUCACCUUGCACCAACUGUACUAGCGAACCUGGCACAGACAAUUUUACCUGCCACUGCCCGGACGGCUUCACGGGGCUCAACUGCACCCUGGAUGUAGAUGAAUGUCAGAGCAACCCCUGCGAAGGUAUCCAUUCCAAUUGUGUCAACGGAGUCAAUGGCUAUUCCUGCCACUGCCCCCUGGGGUUGGGAGGGGAGGACUGCCAGGAUAAUGUGACCACUUGCUUAGAGGAAACAUGCCAGAAUGGUGGCACCUGUAUGGACAUCCCUGACGUUGGGCACAGGUGCCAGUGUGCAGCUGGGUACCAGGGGGUGAACUGUGAGGAGAACAUUGAUGAAUGCCAGUCUGAGCCCUGUCAGAAUGGAGCCAUCUGUAAAGACGGGGUUAACGCCUACCAGUGUUUCUGUGUGCCUGGAUUUCAAGGCUACCACUGUGACUUGGACAUCAACGAGUGUGCCUCCCAACCAUGUCAAAACAAUGGCACAUGCCUGGAUGAGUCGGAUCACUACAGGUGUGACUGCGUUCCAGGCUUCAAAGGGAUUAAUUGUGAGGUGGAGAUAGACGAGUGCGAGGUGCAUCCCUGCCAUAACGGCGCCACCUGCCGAGACCACGUUGCCACAUACACAUGUGAGUGUAUGGCCGGCUUCCAGGGCCAAGACUGUGAGGUCAACAUUGAUGAAUGUGCCAGCAUUCCCUGUUUGAAUCGGGGCAAGUGCAUAGACGGGGUCAACAGCUAUGAGUGUGACUGUGAAGGAACAGGCUUUGUAGGCGACCACUGUGAAGAGGAUAUUCCUGAGUGUGCCUCUGACCCCUGUCAGCAUGGGGCCACUUGUUCGGAGCUGAUCAACCAGUACGACUGCCUCUGCUGGCCAGGUUACGAGGGAGAAAACUGUCAGCUGGAUAUAGAUGAGUGUGAGCAGCAUCCCUGCAAGAACGGCGAGUGCUUCCAGCGCUCAGAUAUCGUGAACUACGGAAUGCUGCCUGAAUUCAGCAAAGCCAAUUUCAGCUACGAAGAGGCAGCUGGGUUCAUCUGUCGCUGUAUGCCAGGAUUCACUGGAGACAACUGCUCAGUCAAUGUGGACGAGUGUGAGUCUGCUCCGUGUCAGCACGGAGGAACCUGUGAGGAUCUGGUCAACUCUUAUCAAUGUGUGUGUCCAGACGGCUUCACAGGUGUACACUGUGAGGUGGACAUAAACGAGUGUGACAGCAAUCCCUGCCAGAAUGGCGCCACGUGCGAAGACGCUGCCAACUCCUAUAGGUGUCACUGCCUCGUGCCAGAGCCCGGCCAGGAGCCUUGGGGUGGGCGAGACUGUGAUGUCCGUCUGGUCGGCUGUCAACAGCACCAGUGUCAACACGAAGCAGGUUGCGUCCCAGUGCUGACCGAUGAUGGAGACCACGGUUACACCUGCCUGUGUCCGCCUGGCUGGACCGGAGAGCGCUGCAACACUUCCACCACCUUCUCCUUCAACUCAGAGGGCUACGUCCACAUGCUGCUGCCUGUUUCCCAAAACAGGACGAAACGAGAGACUAAAGACCAAGACAAUCACGGGCUCCACAUGCAGCUCCGAUUCAAGAGCACUCUGCCCGACAUGGUGCUGUACUAUCGGGGCACCAUGGAGCACUUUUUCUCCUUGGAGCUCGUUGGGGGCUCCCUUCAGGCCAGGGUGAAGUCAGGGAAGGUACUGCAGGUCAUUUACCCUGGCCGAGUCAAUGAUGGGGAAUGGCACCAGGCCACUGUGACCAUGGAUGAGAGGCUUGUUCUGGUUGUAAAAGGACCCGGCUGUGAGAAGGAGUGCCUGGUGAAAAAUGAGGGCUACAACCAUCUGAUCUUCCUCCAGCCUGGCUCCUUUCAACAGCUGUAUGUCGGAGGGGCACCGCGGGAAUAUUUAGCCCAUACGUCUAGUGGAAGUGGGUUCAUUGGCUGCAUGGAAGACCUUCAAGUUGACCACAAGGUGCUUCUGCCUCAGGACCUCAUCAGAGAGGAGAACCAGGGCUUGGAAAUAGGAUGCAGCAAAAAAGAUUGGUGUCAAGCAGACCCAUGCAUGCAACGUGGGAAGUGUGUGGACAUGUGGGUUCGUCCCAGCUGUCAGUGUCAUCGGCCCUACUAUGGAGAAAGCUGUGAGAAAGAGUAUCCGUCCUGGACCUUCGGCCAUGAAAACACCACCAGCUACAUCGGCUUCAACAUCUCAGAAACUCACGGAGAAAACUUCACUAUCUCUUUUUUAUUGCGCUCCCUCAAACACAACGGUCUGCUCCUGCAGCUCCACCGAGACGGAAAGCCUUACCUGACGAUCUAUCUGAAGGAGGGCACUGUUGCUAUUUACAGCCCUCACACCACACUGCUGUCAGAGGCCAAGUUCGUCACUGACGGCAACUACAAUUUAGUGACUGUAAAAGUACAGUAUGGCCAUGUGGUCUUCCCCAAAGCAGGGAAUCAUCGCGCCUUAGGGAACGUGAGCGUGGAGGCAGGGGAUGUGGCGUAUGUGGGAGGGCUCCCUGCAGGCAACAGCAUGAAUGCCUGGGGUGGAAAUGUCAAGGGCUGCCUGCAGGACAUUCGGCUGGACCACAAGCAUCUGACCACUGAUCAAGAUCAUCUAGAGGAGGUGGAAGUUUACCAGGCAAGCACAGAGGAGAAUGUGCUGCCAGGAUGCCAAAGUGAUGACACAUGCAAGGAUCAGCCCUGUUUCAACGGCGGACGGUGCCAGGUUACCUGGAACGACUUUGAGUGCAACUGUUCCAUGAAGUACUCCGGCAGACUGUGCGAGACACGUUUGUGGUGCGUCGACAACCCUUGUUUUCACGGAGUGCGCUGUGUGGACCUACAGGAUGGCUAUGAGUGUUUAACUGAAGCCAUUUUUCAGGACAACGCUCUUCAGUAUGUCGCCAACGGUUCUCUGCUGAGCCCUGUAACCAACUUCACCAUGGAUAUACGGACGCGGGACGACAACGGGAUCUUGUUGCGGGCCGUGAGCAGAUCCGAGGUCUUCUGCCUGGGUCUGCUCAACUCCUCCCUACUGGUCAAACUGGACAGCGGGUCGACUGCGGAGCUGCUGGCCUUCACGAGUGACAGGGCCAUCGCAGAUGGAGCGUGGCAUCGAAUCCAGUUGGCCAUGGUCAAUCCCACGCAGUUAGCGUCCCGCUGGCGCCUCACAGUCGAUGGGCAGAGAGUGGGCGGCAGCUUCGCCGUUGGCGGCAACCUCGACUUCCUCAAUGACACCAAAAUCGUGCUGGCUGAGACAUACACUGGAUGUUUAGGAGAAGUGAGAGUGGGUGGAGUCUACCUACCACUCAUAAAUGUACCAGACGCCCCUCAGAGGAGCCGGUUCUCCAGGUUGGGUGGGCACGAGCCAAUCAUAGGAUGCCGAGGUGCGCCGAUUUGCGAUUCCCAGCCCUGCCUCAACCAGGGUGAAUGUCAGGACCAGUUUAAUGAGUUUAACUGCAGCUGCAGCGCAGGAUGGGAGGGGGAACUGUGUGAGAUGGAGGUCAAUGAAUGUUCCACAAGUCCCUGUGUCCAAGGUACAUGUAAAGACCUUCUGGCAGACUACCAGUGCGACUGUGAGCCCGGAUACACGGGGAAAAACUGUCAGGACGAGGUGGAUAACUGUCAGGAGUUCAAGUGUGUGAAUGGAGGAACGUGCAUGGACAUGGUGGAAACUCACACGUGUUCAUGUCCUCGUGGCUACGUGGGCAAACGCUGCCAGUGGCGUUUCCCUCCGGUGGCAUGCGAUGCGAACACAGAGUGUCUUAAUGGAGGAGUUUGUAUAGGAGGUGACUCUGGAGGAAACUGCACCUGCAAGCCGGGAUACACUGGUGCCAGGUGUGAGACAGAAAUAGACGAGUGUGAGUCCAGCCCCUGUCUCAAUGGUGCCACCUGUCUGGACAGGCUCAACCACUUCCAGUGUGUGUGUGUGCUGGGUUUCAGCGGCACAGUGUGCGAGAGCAACAAAUUGGAGCAUAUGGAGCGAAUCCCCUGGCUGGUGGUGACCAUCCCCCUGAUCACCCUGUGUGUUUUACUGGGCAUCCUGGCGGUGUUUUGCCUCAUCAUAACAGCACGGAAGAAGCGUCAGUCAGAGGGCACUUACAGCCCCAGCUCACAGGAGGUGGCAGGCGCCAGGCUGGAGAUGGGCAGUGUCCUCAAAGUGCCCCCAGAGGAGAGGCUGAUCUGAGGCCCGCAGCCCUGUCUCACAGCUUCGCAUCCCGUUGAUGUAUUUAUGUAAAGGGCAGACAGAACAUAUGCUCCGCAGUGUCACGCUGAUGGGCCCUCCUGCCCUUACGAGGAAGCGAGCGAUGGAGGAUAAAUCAAUGACUGAUCCUCCACCUGGGAAAACUACUGACGUUGAAGUCUGACAGAUGGACAGGUAAAGACCACAGGCUGAGAAAGACAGUCUCCUGAUUACUCAGGCUGUCCUGUUGGGGAGAGUGUGGUCAAAGAAUGCUCUGACCAUGGACGUCCCCUUGAAAAGUUCUGUCUUGAGCUUGAUUCAUGUGGGACCAAAAUCCUGUGAGGACCACGUGUACUACAGAAAAGCCCCCAAAAGCUGUGGAUAUUAAAGAAUGUAUUCACACAGGCUGAAAACCACUGAAACUGAAACUGUCUGACUCCCUCCAUACAGUCACGUAAGGGCAAAUAAUUCAUCAUUUAUGGUUUAGCAAAGCAAAGCAUUCAAAACCUUCCUCUGCAGAUUCCACCGCUGAUUCUGUUUUGCAUGACCGAGGAAGAGGAAUGUGUAGAGAGGGAGAAGAAUACAUUUGAAACCAAUUCUGUCAAAUUACAGAGUUUAAAAUGGCAUAAUAUUAUAAAGGGCGGCCCUUUCUUCUUCAACAUACUCAUUGUAGUAGUACUACAUUACAUGUACAAGGGGGUGUCUGUUUUAUUGUGACAGACACUAAUUUAAAUCCUGGCUUUAUCUUGUUAGAGGUCCCUUGGUAAUGCUAAUCCUGCAUGACUUCAACUCUUAUGCCCUGAUUUCCACUUUUUUCCCUCUACGUCCACAGUAAAUGUGUUUCUUUUUUUGUCUGUUGGACAAUUGGAAGCAGCAGUUGCAAAAAUCCGUUGAAGAAGGAAUGUAUUUUUGAUUCGAACCUCAUGUUCUCCUUUGCUGAAUCAGAAAUUUUGAAUUUGUUCAAUACUGCCUUGAGCGCCGGUGAUUUCAGGAGUAAUUAUUGUCCCAUGGGAUAGGAGCAUUAUUGAGUUUAAGGCAGUGCUCUUCUACCACGUGUCUGCAGGUUUUCAUUUACUAAGUCACUGAGUCAUUUCUCUAAUAUCUAAGCUGCUGCAGACUGUGAAAGAUGCAGACAUUUCACACGACGGAACGUGAUUCGAUAAACCCCCAACUGACUAUGCGGAUGGACAUCACUGCAGCCUCUGCAGGAGUCAGAGACAGUUGAAGCUGUUGAAUAACUUAAUAUUUGCUGUAUUAUAUUGUCAAUGUGCACUGUACAGGCUAACCACUCUGCCCAUUCUUUGUCACUGUGUAAGUUCGCUGUGAAUGUCUUUGUGUUGUGUAUAUAAUGUUCUGCAAAAGUUCAAGUCACUGUAUUUUCCUUUUUGUAAUAUUUUCAAGGGGAACCGUAUUUAAUUGUAGGAAUCCUAUUGCUGCGGUCUAAGGUGUCACAUCAGUAUUUGUGGACAUACAUCACUUUCUUCAUGUGUCAGACAAAAAAGAGAAUUUUGCAAAGAAUGUCUACUUGAAUUGUCGCUUAUUUAAAGGAAUAAUUCAACAUUUUUGGAAUAUGUAUUCGCUUUACUUUCGAAGAGUGAGAUGGGAAGAUAUAAAGUCAAAGUGUGGAGCUAGGGGCAGGAUGUGGUUAGCCUAUCUUAGCAUAAAUACCGGAAGCAAGGGGAAAAAGCUAGCCUGACUCUGUCCAAAAUUCAAAAAUACACCCACCAACGCCUCUGAUGCUCACUGAUUAACAUGUUAUAUUUCAAUUUUUUAAUCCGUGCACAAACAGACAUGUAAAAAUGACAAUUACACUGCAAAAAAAGGAUUUUUAAGAAAGUAAAAAAAGCCUUGUUUCUAGGAAAUUUUUCUUAUUUUUUGCCUAAAAAGAAAUAAAAUCUUGACAAGCAAGUUUUGCAUUAGAAAAGUAAUCUAAUUUUAAGAAAAUAUAUCUAACUUUUUCUUAAUAAGAUAUUAAAAUCUUAAUUAAGGUGUAAAUUCUUAAAUUAAGUAAAACAAUCUUAAAGUCAGCUUAAUCAAGAAAGCACAACACUCAUUUUAAGUAAACAUUUCUUACAUAACAGUUUCUUUGCUUGGAAUAAGCAAAAUUCUGGCCUAUUUUUCUAGUUUUAAGACACAUUACAGUCUUAAAGUGUCUAGAUUUAUAGUCUAGUUUUAAGAAUUCUAGCCAAGCAAAAUUUGCUUACCCCAUUGGCAGAUUUUUUUGCUCAAAACAAGAAAUUUGUUGAAAUUUAAGAAUAUUUGGCUUAUUUCUAGUAGGGCUGUUUUUGCAGUGUAGUAAGUGUUGGGUGAGUUAACAAAGAAUGUAGGAGGGGUUACAUGCUGAAACUACUUGGCAAACAACAGCUUUGUGCAUUGCCAGGUUGCCAGGUUUGGUAUUAUCAUGCCAGUAGAGACCUAAACUAAAACCUGUCUUCACCGAUUGUUUCUGGGAACUCAAAAUAUCAAGUACAGCAGCUCAGCGUCUGAUACCAAGGCACCGAGGCACCCUUUAACAUCUGUUCUGUAUGAGAUGCACCAGGCUUUGAACUAACUCCAAUUUAAACCCAUCUGGUCAGAGCAACUGACGUAGCAUGAAGAGCGAGGAUGUCCACAUAGGGUUGGUGGGGGCCGGAGGUUGUACCAACCUGUUCUCAUUCCCGGGGCGUCAAAUAUCAACGAUUUGUCACGGCCAUCGACGUUCAAUACCAAUGCACAAAGGCACCCUUUAGCACCUGUGUGAGACAUCCAUUAACUACAAUGUAAACCCAUCCGUGGCAACAAUAAACCCUCUGCCCAGUGCGUUAAGUUUCACUUUCAUGUUACAAUCAGCUGUCCAUUCGUGUCCCGUGUUCACAACGUCCCAUGUGAAACCAAGUCAAUAUUGACUUAUUUGACUUUAGUUUUGUCAGAAAGGAAGCAAGUACAUAUAUUUCCCCAAAUGUUGAACUAUUUCUUUAAGUUGUCUCAUCAAUAAAACAUUGUCAAGUCACAAUUUUAUAUACUAUAAUCGCAUGCAGUUGCCUCAGACAAACCUGCAUUCUAGUUUUAGGAUAUUUCACAAAUACUUAUCAGACUGCCCAAGAAAACCUAAAAGUAAUGUAAAUAUUUCUUAAUUUGAGUUCAGAAUUCUUAAACUGAGAAUUAGUCCUUAAACUCUGAUGCCCUGUACUCACGUUUGUACUCCAGGAAGUCCCACUGCUCACUUGCCUUUCACUCGGUGCUCACUAGUGCUGUUAACUUUAUUAAACCACUUAACCGGGAUGCUUUUACAGGUAACUCAAGGUGCUGGUGUGAUAUUAGUUCAGACUGAUGCACUGUGCUGUACCAGUUUCAUGUUAAUGGAAAUCGAACAUUUGUGAAAGGGAAGUGACAUGCAAGUCACAGCUGAAUAUGAUUAAGAAAGACACUGGCCAUUACUAUUGAAUGUAGAGUUAUAUAUUAAAGGGGUGAUACGUAGGAUUUUGAUCAUGAUCUGUGGAGUUUUAGGUAAGGGUGGUAUCAAUGACAAACAACAGGUUUACUUUGACUUUAUUUCAUCUGACCUGGUACAACAGGCCCAAUAUUGCUGAAAUGUG
Sebastes umbrosus (honeycomb rockfish) is the source of this 8148-nucleotide messenger RNA. Its product is annotated as protein crumbs homolog 1-like. The record is from RefSeq and is a predicted model, not a curated record. Gene Ontology annotation, molecular function: calcium ion binding. The transcript has 13 exons. The coding region runs from base 179 to 4576 and encodes 1465 amino acids. NCBI's taxonomy places the organism in Eukaryota, Metazoa, Chordata, Actinopteri, Perciformes, Sebastidae.